GUCAGACUGGUGGGAGGAGCCAGUCGCUGUAACGGUGACGUAGAGAUUAAACAUCAUGGAGAAUGGAAAGACAUGGGAUAUUAUUAUGACUUUGACCUCUGGACCCUGAAGGCAGCAGCAGACUCUGUCAGACUGGUGCAUGGUUCCAGUCUGUGUUCAGGCAGACUGGAGGUCCGGUCCAACCAGUCCUGGUCCUCAGUGUGUGAAGAGGAUUUGGACCUUAAUGAUACCCAGGUGGUCUGUAGGGAGCUGGGCUGUGGGGCUCCUGGGCUCCUCCAGGGGGGGCUCUAUGGAGAGGGGGAGGCUCCAGUCUGGACCAGUGAGCUCCAGUGUGAAGGCAAUGAGUCUACUGUCCUGGACUGUAGAAGGUCCAGCUCCACUGGGAAGACCUGCUCAACUGGAACAGCUGCUGGACUCACCUGUACAGAUCCAGGUGGUGUCAGGUUGGUGGGACAGCCGAGCCGCUGUGCUGGUACUUUGGAGAUCCAACACCAGGGAAAGUGGAAACCUGUAGAAGACGAGUAUAAAUUCUGGGACCUGAAGUCUGGAUCUGCUGUGUGUCAACAUCUGGACUGUGGAUCAGCUGUUUCAGUCAACAGAACAGAUUAUUCUACAUACAGACGUGUUUGGAUGGUGUCUGUUCCUUGUGUAAAGCUGAAAUCUGGACUGAGGGACUGUGUUGGACUAGAUGAUUCCUAUAAACACUCAUCUGGUGUGGAUGUGGUGUGUUCAGAUCUGCUGCCUCAGCCCAACAUCUCCCUGUCUGACGGGGUCUUUGGGGUCUACCAGCAGGGGUUCAGGGUGCUCGUCGGCUCCGACUUCACCAUC
Molecule: messenger RNA, 828 nt
Organism: Sphaeramia orbicularis (orbiculate cardinalfish)
Lineage: Eukaryota; Metazoa; Chordata; Actinopteri; Kurtiformes; Apogonidae
Product: CD5 antigen-like
Exons: 4
Cellular component (GO): membrane
Source: RefSeq, a predicted model, not a curated record